UUGUUGCAUGUAAAAUUAGAGAGUGCUCGAGCUUUCUAGUUUCAACUUUCAACCAUAUCUUAUUAGCUAGUAGUACUUUGCAUUUCCCAAAACCCCAACCAUGGCCGACAAUCAAAACCCUAAAAACUCUCCUCCUCCUCGUUCCUCUUCAGAUUCUAGGGUUUCAACCGAACCCAAUCACAACGGAACCGAUACCACCUCCGCCGCCGCACAGAAACACCACUACCCGAACCCCCCGGAAAUCGGGUACCACGGAAGUAGCAGCAACGGCCACAAGCACCACCACUACCCGAACCCGCCCGACCCGAUCAACCCGGACGCGGCGACCCUGAGGGAGCAGUGGAGGUACGCCACGAGGCAGUACAGCCGUUGGUACUCGCAGGCGUGGGGAUCCGCCAUACUCGCGGGUAUGGCCUUCUUCGCCCUCGGUUGGAUCGUCAAGGGCUCCAAUCCUCUGCCCUCGUUUGGGAACAACAACAACAACGACGGAGAGAAACGAGCACAAGAACAAAAACCACAACAGCAGCAGGAGGAAGGGCAUGAUGUUCCGUGCCCACCUGUGCCUGCGACUCUUACGUCUAACCCUCGCAACGCGGUCGAUAUGCCGAAAUCGUGAACCCUACUGAAUUGCUGAUACCAGACAUAGAAGAGACACCAUACGAAAGCCACGUCUCCAAGAAGCAGUUUCCCUUUAACGUAAUGACUUGUUUCAUACACAAGUAAAUGCAAUUUUGGAAGUCCCCUACAUAACCUUUCACGGAUGUAUAGUAUAUGUAAAGCUUGAAAAUUACUUUUCGACCAUUUUACUUUGUUUACAGUGGCAGUUGCUCUUAUCAUGUUUUUUAUUUUAUUUUAUUUUAUUUUAUCAUGGUUGCUCUUAUCAUGUUGAUAAAGACAACCUUUAUCCAGUCAACUUUUUAGUUAUCAAGCGUUCAAGUUUGUCGCAUGCUACGAGUCUCCCUGCAAUGGCUUUGUGGAGGAAGAACACAGAAAGGAAAAAGUAUUCAAGAGAGAAAUGCAGAAUUUAUCCUCUUGUUUC
Molecule: messenger RNA, 1039 nt
Organism: Rhododendron vialii
Lineage: Eukaryota; Viridiplantae; Streptophyta; Magnoliopsida; Ericales; Ericaceae
Exons: 2
Coding region: 101-616 (171 amino acids)
Source: RefSeq, a predicted model, not a curated record